UUGCCUCAUAUACGUAUACCAGAAUUGAAUGCAGUUUUCAUGUUAGACACGGGGAGCACAAGAUCGUUUAUCAGCCCGGAGGUAGCAAAUUAUUAUUAUAAAAGUUUUAAGCUAUUCGAGCCUUUCGAAGUCAUCAGCACUCAUGCGUCAAGUAGACAUGAGGAAGUUGUUUAUAUUACCUUGCCUAGCAUUUUUAAAACUCAAAUAAAACAUAAAUUUUACGUUUAUAGUGUGGACGAAAGAUAUGAUGGCUUAAUAGGAAGCGAAUUAUUAAAAGUUUUAGAUGCUUCUAUCGAUAUGAAAAAUUUAACUCUAAUUACAAAAAAUGCUAAAAUUCCUAUAAUUUAUUCACCACCGAUAAAAAAAACGUAUAUGUUGCCGCCAAGAUGUGAACUUAGAGUUUCAUUACCAGUAAACCUAAGUAAAGGAGAAGCAAUUUUGAAUCACGUACAAUUUAGCGAAGGUGUUAGAAUGCCGACAGCUUUGGUUAAGUGUGAAAAUAGUCUCGCCACCACAGUAAUACAAAAUUGUACUGACGUAGAACAAAAACUGGUAGUUACGUCACCUUUUAAAGUGGAACCAUUUGAAAUAGCAACAUUAUUAAAGAAAAACAAUGAAACAAAUUUAAAUUUUGCAAAUCACCGAGAUGUAAACGAACUACUUCAUGAAAAUUUAAAAAAGUUGAGGUUAGAUCAUAUGAAUGAAGAGGAGAAAAAUAUGAUAGAAAAAUUAUGUAGAGAAUAUAAAGAUAUCUUCUACUGCGAACAUUUACCCUUAACAUUUACUAAUGAAGUAAAACACGAGAUAAGGACUAAAAACGAGGAUCCAAUCAAUAUUAAAGCUCACCGUCUACCACCAGUCCAAACGGAAGAAAUAAAAAGACAGGUAGAAAAAAUGUUAAAAGAUAACAUUAUUCAGGAAUCUCACUCUCCUUGGAGUGCACCGGUUCAUCUAGUGCCAAAAAAAUUAGACGCAUCGGGUAUCAAAAAAUGGAGAAUGGUCAUAGAUUAUCGAAGAAUAAACGAAAUUACGACUGAUGAUAAAUAUCCUUUGCCCAACAUUAACGAUCUAUUCGACAUGUUAGGUAAAAGUACAUAUUUUACAACACUGGACUUAGCAUCAGGCUAUCACCAGAUAGAAGUCAGAGAAGAAGAUAGAUCAAAGACCGCAUUUAGUACACCUUUCGGUCACUAUGAGUUUAAUAGAAUGCCUUUUGGAAUGAAGACAGCUCCUGCUACGUUUCAAAGAGCAAUGGACAACGUGCUGAGAGGACUACAAGGAAUACAUUGUUUAGUCUAUUUGGACGAUGUCAUUAUUUUCUCAAAAAGCUUACCUGAACACAUAGAAAAACUUAAAGCCGUUUUUGAAAGAUUUAGAAGAACAAACCUCAAAGUACAGCUGGAUAAGUCACAUUUUUUAAGAAAAGAGGUGUUGUACUUAGGUCAUACAAUAACUAAUGAGGGCCUCAAGCCCAAUACAGAUAAAAUAGAUGCUGUACUUAAGUACCCUCUUCCAAAAACAGUGACAGAAAUCAAAAGUUUUUUAGGAUUAGUCGGUUACUAUCGCAAAUUCAUCAAAGACUUUGCGAAAAUAACAAGACCUCUUACAGCUUGUUUAAAAAAGGGUAAUAAGAUAAUUUUGAACGAAGAAUAUAAGGAAAGUUUUGAAACCUGUAAAAAACUUUUAACAAAUGCUCCAUUAUUACAAUUUCCAGAUUUUGAAAAACCUUUUAUAUUAACAACCGAUGCAUCCAAUUUUGCUAUUGGAGCGGUUCUAUCACAGGGCACUAUUGGAAACGAUAAACCAAUAGCUUACGCAAGUAGGACAUUAAGUGACACAGAAACUAGAUAUAGUACUAUAGAAAAAGAGCUUUUAGCGGUAGUUUGGGCGGUAAAACAUUUCAGACCCUAUUUAUACGGAAAAAAAUUUACUAUUUAUACGGACCACAGGCCUCUAGCCUGGCUAUACUCUCUUAAAGAACCCAACAGUAAGUUAACCCGUUGGCGACUUAGAUUGGAAGAAUACGAUUUUGAAAUUAAAUAUAAAAAAGGACAGCAAAACACAAACGCAGAUGCCCUGUCAAGAAUAAGAUUAAACGCAUUAGAUAACGAUCUCGACUCAACUUUAGCUAAUAUAGACGAUGAAGAUGAACGUAUAAAACAAAUAGUCAAAGAAUUAAACGACGAAUUUGUAACAAUUAGAGAUAAGAAACCUAAAACACCAUCAGUUAUAUCAAAUUACGACACAGAAAGUGAAAGAUCCAUAGUUGUUUCUGAUAUCGAAGUUGAGCCACCAAUGGAACUGAUGGAAUUAUCAGACGAUGGUGUCACAGCUAACUCAAUAUCAAACAGGGAACAUGAAGGGAUUCCUAUCCUGAAUGAAGCUAUAGACACAAAACCACGUCAAAUUUUAGUCUCCACAUGGUUUACUGAUAAAAUAUCUGUUAAAGAUAUUUCAAAUAAGAAGCAACGUAUACUAGAAGUUCACAUGCCUCUAAAUAAUGAGAGACUUGUCAAACAGUUUCUUAAAGAAUAUAUUGAUUUUAAACAUAAAUAUUAUAUCUAUUUCGAAAACGCGGAAUUCAGGAAAUCUUUUAGUAGAGUAGUAAUCGAAUUAUACAAAAAGGGAACUUAUAAUUUGAUCGAAUGUACAGACAGAAUAGUUAAUCUAACCGAUUCAGAACAAGACCAAAGACGAGUAGUUGUAGCGUACCACGAAGGAAAAACGUGUCAUAGAGGUAUCAACGAGACCUUAGCAAAAAUCAAAAGACACUACUGGUGGGCAAACAUGAAAGAAACUAUAACAGCCAUUAUUAAUUCAUGCGAGCCGUGUCGAAAAAUGAAAUACGAAAGAAAACCCAUAAAACCUCUUAUCCAACUAACACAAAAUCAAUACAGCCCAUUCCAAGAAGUCUUCAUGGAUCUUUUAUUUAUAGAAAAACAGUAUUACCUUACUGUGGUUGAUGCUUUCAGUAAGCUUGGACAGGCUAUAAACAUUCCCAAUAGAAGUACACCAGAAGUAGUCAGAGCAUUAAUAAAAUAUUUCAGUAUGUACGGAAUUCCACGCAAAAUAAACAGCGAUUCCGGAGCUGAAUUUAAUAAUGAACUAAUUAAAGAACUUUUAAACCUGUACAAAAUAGAACUUCAUAUUAGCACACCAAAUAAUCCUAGUUCAAUGGCCAUAGUGGAAAGAUUCCACUCCACAGUAAUCGAAAUAUAUAGGUUGGCAAAGUAUGAUAAAAGUGAUCUUGAUGCAUGUUCAGUAAUGACAUACGCUAUAAUGGCAUACAAUAAUAGUAUCCAUUCAGCAACGGAAUUCACGCCUUUUGAAAUAGUUUUCGGUAAUACUGACAGCGUCGUUGUUGUUAACUUAAUUCGCUCGUGUAUCUCAUGCCAGAGAUCGAAAGUAUCGAGACACGUACACGCCCCUAUCCAGGAUUUUAAGCUUCCUACGGCCCGUUUCUCUCACGUUCACGUAGACUUGAUAGGUCCACUUCCCGUCUCUGAUGAUUACCGAUACUGCUUCACAGCUAUAGAUAGGUUUACCAGGUGGCCGGAGGCAGUGCCGUUAAAGGAUAUCAGAGCGGAGAGUGUAACAAAAGCUUUUAUAUCAUCGUGGAUAUCACGUUUUGGUUGCCCAGAAAAGGUAACCACAGAUAGGGGGAAACAGUUUGAAUCUCAUCUUUUCAGGCAGAUAUCAGCGCUUAUAGGUUCACGACAUAUACAAACUACUGCGUAUCACCCGGCUGCCAAUGGUCUAGUGGAACGCUUCCAUCGACAACUUAAGGCAGCUAUUAUGUGUCACGCAGACGAGAACUGGACUGAGAAACUUCCACUUGUACUUCUGGGUAUUCGUAGUGCAUGGAAGGAUGAUUUGUCUGCUUCUACUGCUGAACUAGUUUACGGAGAACCGCUUAAGUUACCCGGCGACUUGUUUGAACCGACGGCUGAUAGACUGACUGACUACACCGACUUUCUGGACAGGUUGCGUUUACAUAUGAAAAGGUUACAACCUACACCAGAUACUGGACAUGGUACACGUAAAAUCUUCGUUUUUAAAGAUUUAGCGACUGUUUCACAUGUAUUUUUACGACAGGACUUUGUACGGAGAUCGUUACAACCACCUUAUGCCGGUCCGUAUAAGGUAAUAGAGCGCGGUAAAAAAAAUUUCAAAAUUGACGUUGCUGGUAGAAUAGUCAACGUUUCUAUCGACAGGUUGAAACCGGCCUAUAUCCUGACGGAUGAACCAGGUAGUUCUGGUGCGACGUCGACUAUACCAAGGACGCAGGGGACUAACGCUGCGAGUGAUGGUACAAGAGCACUUUCAACUCCUCCGCAAUUCAGGACGUCUCACUACGGUCGCCGAGUACGAUUCCCUGAUUUCUAUCGACCUUAA
Parnassius mnemosyne (clouded apollo) is the source of this 4395-nucleotide messenger RNA. Lineage: Eukaryota; Metazoa; Arthropoda; Insecta; Lepidoptera; Papilionidae. The record is from the annotation of a GenBank genome assembly.